Schistocerca americana (American grasshopper) is the source of this 549-nucleotide messenger RNA. Its product is annotated as proline-rich protein 2-like. The record is from RefSeq and is a predicted model, not a curated record. Bases 1 to 549 code for a protein of 182 amino acids. NCBI's taxonomy places the organism in Eukaryota, Metazoa, Arthropoda, Insecta, Orthoptera, Acrididae. The transcript has 3 exons.
AUGGAUAUUCAUGUUCUUCAAAGCCAGCCCGCCCAGAAGGUCGCGUUUAAAGACUCUUCCACGGUUCGUGUGGAUUUGGUCCGCGGCGGGUUCCAGCCGCGCCUUCCGACUUCGCUGCCGCCCCCAGGGCAGCAGCAGCAGCCGUCGCCGCUACCACGCCGACAGCCCGUCCCGUUGAUGCCUCCCGCGCAGCUUCAUUCGGGAGCGCCCCAGGUGGUCGCCCCGGCGCCUGCGGUCCCUCUUCAGUGGCCACCGCCUUCGGAGCUGAUGGACGUCGACCCCUCAGCCGGGCCGCCUUCCCAAGCGGUGGCUGUGCAGCCUGUCCUGCAGCCGCUUUCCUUGGGCACCCCCAAGGAGUCUGACACCGCAGCGCCUUGUCCGGCGCCCACUCAGCAGCCGUCGACGCAGCGUCAGGAGACGCUGCCUCUCUUCGUAGGUCCCGACGCCCCGUCGCGUCCAGUACCAGAAGCUGCGCCCGUGACACUCAUAAGCAUCGUGAGUGGUGUUCAUUUUAAAUAUCGUAAUCAACGAAGUCUGCAGAAGCGCUGA